AGGAACCAGCCGAAUGAAGUCUCAUUCUGCGCUGCCAUGAGGACAAAGGUCCUCUCUCGAUCAGCCGAAUGAAGUCUCAUUCUGCGCUGCCAUGAGGACAAAGGUCCUCUCUCGGGAAUCACUGCAAGGCAGUGACCCGUCGCCAAACCGCCUGCUGCUAGUUUUGCUUUUACUCUCUAUUCUCCUUUUCACCUAUGGGGAAGCCUGGAAACUGGAGACAUAUGUAAAAUAUUUACUAGAUCCUAAUGAUAGGAUGUGUAUGUGGAGUGAUUGGGGUCCUUAUACUAAUUAUGGGAUGAGGGGACUUUGCCAGAGGAAAUUGAUAGGGGGUUUUCAAUCACCUUGUAUUGGGUUCAUUUAUAAUCAGAAAUAUUAUUCUGUAAGUCAUCUUACUAGUACUAGAUAUACUGCAUGGAAAGUUCCUUGGAAAUUAGUCAAAGAUAUGUUUAGAUGUUGCCCCUGGCCAAGAUAUUGCAAUGCAUUGUGUCCUAAGUUUAUGACUAAUCCUAAAGGUUGCCAUUGUGAAGUGUACAAUGGAUUAGAAGACAACCUGUACCCUAAUGUGUAUAAAUAAAUUGUAAAACUCUGACUGCGUCAAUAUGAACACAACAACAUUGUAAAGCUUCUUAAAAAAGUUAUCAUGACCCUAAGAACCUGGUGAACUUUACACAAGAAUUGUAAUAAGAUAAAUGACCCUGUUUGUGACAUUGUUAAAGAUUUCUUUUCAUUGUAUCUACCUUAUGUAAACUGAGGAAAUAACCUUUGAGGAACUUUCUGUGAACUUUGUACCUUCCCCUUUCCCUGAAAAUAAUCAUGUUAGACUAUAUAUGUCGGUACACUCAUGCCUGCCUCAUGCCUAUCAUGUAGAAUUAGUUAUCCCCCACCUGUUAAGACUCCGGUCCCCAAGUGAUAAAUAACUCCUUCGCUACCUGCAAUAAAGGCUGAUGUGCAGAAACUAAAGUGUGACUUCCUUCGCCGACGUCCACCCAUCCCAUCAGGAACCCUGACUGCUGGAGCUGGUCUCCGGCAAGUGGCGCCCGAACAGGGACCUGAAUUGGGACAUGAUGAUCUUAAUAAUAUGCAACGACACUGGGAACCAAGAAAUACUGUCAAACCUACAGUAAUGUGGAAAGACCUUUUAUCUGUAAAGUACCUGUAACCACUAAAAAUGAACAAGAGCAGGAAACGGCGCAAUUGUGACAAACCUCCUGUUGCAGAAUUUAAAAGGCUCUCACUGGAGAAACCUAAUCUUUUUCACCUCAAGACAGCGGCCACCUUGGCUGCCCCCCCUCCAACAUGGGGACAGCUUAAGAAGUUGGCUGCUCAAGCUGAACACUUGGUUUUAAGCCAAGGCUGCACACUCAGUCCUUCUGUUUUGUUCGUUGCUAUGCUAUCAAUCCUCGCGUGUCAAGUAAGUACCUGUAGUGCAGAACAAUUCUGGGCUUUCUUUCCUAAUCCUCCUCACUUUCAUCCAGUAACCUGGGAUGAUAAUACUACACAUUUUAUUGUUAAUAAUACUGCUAUUAUGGGGGGUCCAAAAAUCGUAUACUCUGAUUCUCAUACUACUCCAACUAUUAAUUAUAAUUAUACCUACUUGGGAACUUCGCCUUCUAUGCCUAUUUGUUUUUCUAUCCCUACUGUUUGGCCAUACUCCCAAAACUUUCCACAAUGUGUCGGACUCCAAACCACAGGUAUAAUUUUUGACCAUCCACCACCAUCUAAAUUUGAAUCAUCAUCUACGAGAGGUAAGCAAAGUCAAUCGGAAGAGAGGCAUUUACAAAUGGUUCGCCUUAUAGCACCGGGGAUUGAAGCAACUCCGGUAAGAAAGUGGCCUUUCGAUAAUUACUCUCCUUUUUACCUACCUCACCCUCUUGGCCUACCAGACUGCUCUCAAAAGUUUUUUAGACUUAUGCCUAGUGCUCCUUAUUGGGUUUCUUGUUAUUUUAAUUCUACUCGGCCACAAAUUCUGCAAGCCAUGGACGGGAUUACACGCAUUUUUGAUUGGACUAGUCCUGAUCCUUUUGCAGAUUAUAAGCCUUAUUUUAGAAAUAAGACAAAUUACAAAGGGUGGGAUCAAACUCUUCUACCCGAUCCAAUAAAUGUAAAUAGAAUUUCUACUUCCGGCUGGGUAGCUCCAGUUUUAACUGCAGUAGUGAAAGGACAAACUUACCUCCAUAAAUAUCUUUGGCAGGCUACGGCCGCUUCACAUCCAAUAACUGCAAGUUAUUUUUCUAAUAAUCAGACUACCUUUGCGAAUUAUUCAGUGACUACUUGUGUGCAGACGCCUUAUGCUUUGCUUGUGUCUCCAACGGCGUACUCCUUAAGCUUUAUAAUGGACCCAAAAACAAAACUUAUAACUACUUCCUGUAAAGAGUGUAUUUUAACUAACUGUAUGCGCCCCGAACUGAAAGCGAAAGCGUUUGUUUUGCUUCGGCAGCCACCUUACAUUAUGGUUCCUGUUAAUGUUACAGACAGUUGGCACGAAAAUUCGGGUUUAGAGGCUCUCCAAAAAUUAGAUUCACUGAUGCGUCCCAAAAGAUUUAUUGCAGCAUUGAUUUUAGGCAUUACAGCGCUUAUUACUAUUGUAACAUCGCUGACAGUUUCGACCAUCGCCCUCGCACAGGAAGUUCAUACAGCACACUUUACUAAUGAACUUUCGAAAAACGUAACUACAGCACUUACCACCCAAGAAAUUAUUGACCGAAAAUUGGAUGACAAAGUAAAUGUUCUUGAAGAAGCGGUAAUGGCUAUUGGACAAGAAAUAUUAACUUUAAAAAUUCAAUUGUCUUUGCGAUGUCAUUCUGAUUAUAAAUGGAUCUGCGUAACACCCUUACGUGUAAAUGAAUCGGAGCAUAAUUGGGAAAGAGUGCAGAGUCAUAUUCUAGGAGUAUGGAAUCAUUCUGAUCUGGGCAUAGAUUUAAGUAAGUUACAUAAACAAAUUUCAGAUAUCAAUCAUGCCUCAGAGGAAUUCUCCCCUGAAGGCAUAGCACAAUCUCUAUAUGAUAAUUUUUCUUCAUGGGUAUCUGGAUCCUCACUGACCACUUUGUUGAUUAAUGUCGGUGUGGCUCUCUUAGUGUUAUUAAUAUGUCUCCUCUUAAUUCCAGUCUUCUUCAAAGUCCUCGCCCGAAGUCUCCAAAAGCUAACUGCUGAAGUUCAACUGCUUGCUUUAAAAAAUAAAAAAGGGGGAAAUGAAGGAACCAGCCGAAUGAAGUCUCAUUCUGCGCUGCCAUGAGGACAAAGGUCCUCUCUCGAUCAGCCGAAUGAAGUCUCAUUCUGCGCUGCCAUGAGGACAAAGGUCCUCUCUCGGGAAUCACUGCAAGGCAGUGACCCGUCGCCAAACCGCCUGCUGCUAGUUUUGCUUUUACUCUCUAUUCUCCUUUUCACCUAUGGGGAAGCCUGGAAACUGGAGACAUAUGUAAAAUAUUUACUAGAUCCUAAUGAUAGGAUGUGUAUGUGGAGUGAUUGGGGUCCUUAUACUAAUUAUGGGAUGAGGGGACUUUGCCAGAGGAAAUUGAUAGGGGGUUUUCAAUCACCUUGUAUUGGGUUCAUUUAUAAUCAGAAAUAUUAUUCUGUAAGUCAUCUUACUAGUACUAGAUAUACUGCAUGGAAAGUUCCUUGGAAAUUAGUCAAAGAUAUGUUUAGAUGUUGCCCCUGGCCAAGAUAUUGCAAUGCAUUGUGUCCUAAGUUUAUGACUAAUCCUAAAGGUUGCCAUUGUGAAGUGUACAAUGGAUUAGAAGACAACCUGUACCCUAAUGUGUAUAAAUAAAUUGUAAAACUCUGACUGCGUCAAUAUGAACACAACAACAUUGUAAAGCUUCUUAAAAAAGUUAUCAUGACCCUAAGAACCUGGUGAACUUUACACAAGAAUUGUAAUAAGAUAAAUGACCCUGUUUGUGACAUUGUUAAAGAUUUCUUUUCAUUGUAUCUACCUUAUGUAAACUGAGGAAAUAACCUUUGAGGAACUUUCUGUGAACUUUGUACCUUCCCCUUUCCCUGAAAAUAAUCAUGUUAGACUAUAUAUGUCGGUACACUCAUGCCUGCCUCAUGCCUAUCAUGUAGAAUUAGUUAUCCCCCACCUGUUAAGACUCCGGUCCCCAAGUGAUAAAUAACUCCUUCGCUACCUGCAAUAAAGGCUGAUGUGCAGAAA
Molecule: messenger RNA, 4147 nt
Organism: Felis catus (domestic cat)
Lineage: Eukaryota; Metazoa; Chordata; Mammalia; Carnivora; Felidae
Product: endogenous retrovirus group K member 6 Env polyprotein-like
Exons: 3
Coding region: 1169-3232 (687 amino acids)
Molecular function (GO): structural molecule activity
Source: RefSeq, a predicted model, not a curated record